Molecule: messenger RNA, 3073 nt
Organism: Cydia strobilella
Lineage: Eukaryota; Metazoa; Arthropoda; Insecta; Lepidoptera; Tortricidae
Product: zinc finger protein 11-like
Exons: 12
Coding region: 122-3049 (975 amino acids)
Biological process (GO): regulation of transcription by RNA polymerase II
Cellular component (GO): nucleus
Molecular function (GO): DNA-binding transcription activator activity, RNA polymerase II-specific; zinc ion binding; RNA polymerase II cis-regulatory region sequence-specific DNA binding
Source: RefSeq, a predicted model, not a curated record
UACAUAUAAUAAUUUGCAAAUAGUUUAUAGCAUUUUAAGUGCGAAAACCUAGUAAAUUAAGCAGACUGUUUAUUUUAAUUUCAGUAUUCAUGUUUGCUUUAAGUCAAACUAGUAUUACAUCAUGGAUAUAACACCAAAUGAAUUGUCAAAUCGUGAUAAUUUGUUAUGCUGCCGCGCCUGUCUGUCCACCGAACGGAGACUGUUCAAUAUCCAUGAAUCCAAGCUUACCGACGCCUUUUCUUACAUCUCAGGGACUCCUGUGUACCAAGACUAUCUCCCUCAGUUCCUGUGCACUUUCUGCCGUGCCUUGCUGAUCAAAUGUGCUUCCUUCAGAGAGAUAUGUCUUCGUACACAGCACACCCUCAUGCCGGAGCAAUACAAGCAAGGGGUGAAUACAGAGUAUAUCCGCAGCACACCCUCUCAUAGCAUCUACAACCUAACUAUAACUCAAUUAGAACCUCAAGAAUGCCUAGACACGGCACCCUCUCUAUCUGACGUAGACAUAAAAGUUGAACCAGACAUAGACAUCGUUGACAUAGACAGUAUUAUAAAGAAUGAUCUGAAAAUAGAAUUAGAAAAAGAAGAAAUUAAUGAUAAAGAUAAAGAUAUAAUUUUUAUAAAAGAUGUUGAAAGCACUAAAAAGAAAAAGAGGAAAAGGUCUACAGGUAAGAAGAAUAAUAAAUCAGAAGAUGACUAUGAUGAACUAGAUGAUAGAGAUGAUGACAGUAUUGUCAGUUUAGAGGAUAAAAAAGACCUAUAUAUGGAACUUGAAGAUAUUAAUGAUGUAGAUGAUGAUAAUGUAUAUAGAAAAAAUGGUAAAUCUAAAGUGAAGAAAAAAGAAAGAAAAGGAAAGAAGGCUGUUGCAGUUAAAAAUAAUAAAAACAAAGUUGUUCGCCCAAAAGAGGUUACAAAGAGGACAGGAGCGAAAUAUCCCAGGGAUCCCACAAAUGAUAUGCCACUGUUCGAUUUUGAUAAGUUUGAGAAAUUACACGCAGUACAAAUUGUUACUUUGAGCAAGGAGGAGCAGCUGGAAGAGAUCGCUUCGCGCAAGAAGUCCCGCAACUUCCUGGAGUCCCGGUUCCGGUGCGAGGACUGCGGGAAAGGCUUCGACGCGGAGGCCGCCUACAACAACCACCUACUGCGGCAUAGCCUUAGCAUGGGCCAGCAUCCCUGUGAGAUCUGUUCCGUUCGCUUCAAGCUGAAGUGCCGUCGCCAGCAGCACCAGGACCUGCAUCGGCUCAAGUUCCUCUGCAAGGAGUGCAGUUUCGUCUCCAGAACCAGGAGUCAAGCAAAAAGACAUAACGCAAUGCACGCAGGCAAAACUUACGAGUGCCAACACUGCGGGAAGACGUUUAAGAUGAGUUCGACGUACCUGACGCACGUGCGGCGCGCGCACGCCGCGCUGAACGUGGCGUGUGACGUGUGUGGAGAGACCUUUGUAGGGGAAAAGGGGCUCAAGCUUCACAAGAAGAGGACGCACUCUGAGAACAUGCCGCUAAGGCUCAAAUGCCCUAUCUGCUCAGCUAACUUCUACAGCUUAGAAGCGCUGAACACACACACAGACACGGCCGGCGAGCACACAGACCUGCGGCCGUGCGAGCAGUGCGGCGAGAACUGUGCGAGCGAGGACGCGCUACAGGAACAUGUUGGAGAGAUGCAUCCGUCGGAAUUACGUCGGUGUGAAGAGUGCGGACUGACGUUUCCCUCUGCGGCCUCCUACGACACCCACCACCGUCGCAAGCACCUGCAGCGCUACAAGGACGGACGGAAUGUUCAGCGCAAGCGCCGCGUCCCCCGCGUCCCGCCUCCCCGCGGGCAGUUCGUGUGCGAGCAGUGCGGACGUAUACUGCCGGUAUGUACUGUCUCACUCUAUCAUACACCUGCAGCGCUACAAGGACGGACAGAAUGUUCAGCGCAAGCGCCGCGUCCCCCGCGUCCCGCCGCCCCGCGGACAGUUCGUGUGCGAGCAGUGCGGACGUAUACUGCCGGUAUGUACUGUCUCACUCUAUCAUACACCUGCAGCGCUACAAGGACGGACAGAAUGUUCAGCGCAAGCGCCGCGUCCCCCGCGUCCCGCCGCCCCGCGGACAGUUCGUGUGCGAGCAGUGCGGACGUAUACUGCCGGUAUGUACUGUCUCACUCUAUCAUACACCUGCAGCGCUACAAGGACGGACAGAAUGUUCAGCGCAAGCGCCGCGUCCCCCGCGUCCCGCCGCCCCGCGGACAGUUCGUGUGCGAGCAGUGCGGACGUAUACUGCCGGUAUGUACUGUCUCACUCUAUCAUACACCUGCAGCGCUACAAGGACGGACAGAAUGUUCAGCGCAAGCGCCGCGUCCCCCGCGUCCCGCCGCCCCGCGGACAGUUCGUGUGCGAGCAGUGCGGACGUAUACUGCCGGUAUGUACUGUCUCACUCUAUCAUACACCUGCAGCGCUACAAGGACGGACAGAAUGUUCAGCGCAAGCGCCGCGUCCCCCGCGUCCCGCCGCCCCGCGGACAGUUCGUGUGCGAGCAGUGCGGACGUAUACUGCCGGUAUGUACUGUCUCACUCUAUCAUACACCUGCAGCGCUACAAGGACGGACAGAAUGUUCAGCGCAAGCGCCGCGUCCCCCGCGUCCCGCCUCCCCGCGGGCAGUUCGUGUGCGAGCAGUGCGGACGUAUACUGCCGAACGCGACGCUGCUCCGGUACCACCAGCGCACGCAUCAAGACGUGAAGCCUUACGCCUGCACAGAGUGCCCGAAGACCUUCGCCCUAAAAUCCUCCUUAAACUUCCACAUGCGAUCCCACACCGGCGAGAGGCCGUUCCAAUGCCCGCUGUGCCCGCUCGCCUUCACCGUUAAGGCUAACCUCAACCGGCACCACAGGACAGCGCACUUGAAGCUCCACCCCCGCAUCCCGUGCUCGAUCUGCGGGCGCGUGUUCACCACCAACUCCUGCGUGCGCGUGCACAUCAACACCGUGCACCACGGCCAGCCCGGACCCAAGCGGGACCGGCGCAAGCGCAAGAAACCUGACUCACCCUGUACGAUCUCUAGUCUUACACAAUAAUGUAACUUGACUCGCCCUGGACGA